Molecule: messenger RNA, 1186 nt
Organism: Tauraco erythrolophus (red-crested turaco)
Lineage: Eukaryota; Metazoa; Chordata; Aves; Musophagiformes; Musophagidae
Source: RefSeq, a predicted model, not a curated record
GGGCUGUAACUCUCCUUCUCCUUUUCCCUUCCAGCUUGCUGCAUUAGAGAGGCAAGUGUUUGAUUUCCUGGGAUACCAGUGGGCCCCUAUCCUCGCCAACUUCCUCCACAUCAUCAUUGUCAUCCUCGGCCUCUUUGGCACUAUUCAGUACAGACCUCGCUACAUCGUGGUGUAUGCCAUCUGGACUGCAAUUUGGGUUACCUGGAACAUCUUCAUCAUCUGCUUUUACUUAGAAGUGGGAGGACUCUCAAAGGACAGUGAACUCCUGACGUUUAAUAUCUCCCGGCACCAGUCAUGGUGGAGUGAAAAUGGUCCUGGCUGUGUAAGGAAGGAGGCUUCGAUGUCUGGCAUCAAGGGGCUGGAUAGCCAUUCCUACAUCUCUGUGAUCGGCUGUGCCCUGGAGUACCGGUACAUCGAGGUGAUGCACAGCUCCUUCCAGAUCCUGAUCGCGCUGGUGGGAUUUGUCUACGCCUGUUACGUUGUUAGUGUUUUUACAGAAGAAGAAGACAGCUUUGAUUUCAUUGGUGGAUUUGAUCCAUUUCCUCUCUACCAUGUCAAUGAAAAACCCACCAACCUUUUGUUCAAGCAGACAUACCUGCCUGCGUAAAUAAAGAGGAGCCAGAAGAUGGAUAAACCUUGAACUCCACCAUCAAAGGUGCUGCAGGAAACAAUCCCCUGUGGCCUGGAUCUUUGGCAGAGGAAACACAGGAUGGUGAACUCCAUUCCAUUUUUUGUUCCUUGUCUUCUUUUCAAAUCCAAUGAAUGUACAUUGAAGAACGGCCAUGCAGUUGGUUUUUAAUUCUCCAAGUGCCCUGAUGAACCAUUCCUACCACGGUCUGGUGGUAUUAGCCAAUAAAUGGCACUGGCCUGAAGACCUCAGGCAGAACAAGUUCACCAAGAGCCUCUCUCAAGAGAUACAGUUGAAGUCGGAGCUGCUUCCUUGUGCCAUGGAUCCAUAAAGACGGAAGCACUGUGUAACACCCUGGGACAUUUCAUGUGUUUUGUAGUUAGCUUCUUCCCCUUCUCCUUUCCCUUGUGCUGAAAAGAGCCUAAAACCCCUAACACAACUUCAUCUCCUUCCUGCCUGUAUAGAACUAGGUGGGGGCUAUUUACAUUUGAGUUAUUUAGGGUUUUUUUGUUUGUUCAUUUUUUUAAGUUAUAGAUGAGACCUCUUCCCUUCUUCCCC